CAUCGGAAAGGAAAUUAGGAUAUUCAAAUAGCCAUUUUUUUUUCUUUCUCCUCCUCCUGACAAUAAUAUAUCUAUCUAUAUCUAUAUCUAUAUCUGUAUAUAUAAAGUAGUAUUCUGUCUUUAUUCUUGUACAGAAUAUCCAGCGAGAUGUCGGGCAGGACGGUUCGGGCGGAGACGCGCAGCAGGGCGAAGGAUGAUUUCAAAAAAUUUAUGGCUGUAAUCGACAAAGUCCGCAGAUGGGAGAAGCGCUGGGUGACUGUGGGAGAAACUUCUCUUCGAAUCUUCAAAUGGGUCCCUAUCAUAGACCCCACAGAUGAGGAGAAGUCCAGAGUGCUUGACGGUCCAAUGGAGAGGCAGACUGAGAGAGAGAAGAGACCUAGAGGGGCGGGGCUUAAGCACAACCCCGCCCUCCUUAUAAUGGAUCUCAACGAUGAGAACAGCAAUCAGAGUUCGUUCUCGGAGGCCUCUCCAGCGAAGGGGGACAGCAGCGGCAGCCCCAGCCCCUCCCCGGAGAGGAGCCGAGCCCCCUCCCCAAACACUGCGCCCCCCGUGGGCAGAGCAGAGGAACCGCAACCCCCUACCUUGGGACAGGAGCCCCCGCCAACCAGCCCCCUGCAGGACUCGUCUCUUCUGUCCGAACAUUCCCAGGACCCCCCUCUGCUGUUUAAAGAAGAUUCGCUCCCAGAGACUCCAGCGCACAAGGACUCCAGUGUGGGUCUUGGAGCCCUCUGCUGGUGAAAGCAGCAAC
Molecule: messenger RNA, 748 nt
Organism: Polyodon spathula (Mississippi paddlefish)
Lineage: Eukaryota; Metazoa; Chordata; Actinopteri; Acipenseriformes; Polyodontidae
Product: B-cell CLL/lymphoma 7 protein family member C-like
Exons: 6
Coding region: 148-738 (196 amino acids)
Source: RefSeq, a predicted model, not a curated record